Lodderomyces margitis is the source of this 2634-nucleotide messenger RNA. RefSeq lists its product as uncharacterized. Lineage: Eukaryota; Fungi; Ascomycota; Pichiomycetes; Serinales; Debaryomycetaceae. The record is from RefSeq and is a predicted model, not a curated record. The coding region runs from base 1 to 2634 and encodes 877 amino acids. The transcript has a single exon.
AUGCGAGCAUUCUCAAGAGUGAUAUUCUCUGCCUGGUUUCUACUCUCCACAGUUUGGAGUUUAGAUAUUACUAAAGACAAGAUUGAUAGAGGGACAAUUACCAUCAAUAAUGAGGAUAUUACUAUACGUUCUGGGGCGUUUUGGUCUAUUGUCAAUAACGCUAUAACAAGUUUUAUUUCCAACGUCAACGUUGAACCUGGUGCUGCUUUAUAUGUGUCCAGUGUGUCUCUGCAAAUUUCCUUGACAGCCACACUCUUGGGGGAUACUUACUCCAUUGUUAAUGAUGGUGUCAUCUCUUUAAAUGCUAUCACCGGUGCUGCUUACUAUUUUUUUGAUAUCAUGGGUAAGUCGAUGAUUAACAACGGUGACAUGUUUUUAUCUGGUUCUGGUGACACCGCAACUACUGUUUACAUGAAAGCAAACAAUUGGCAAAAUUAUGGUUUGAUCCAAUUGUACCAAAAGAAGAGAACGUCUGGUGUUGUUUACUUGGGUAAUCAUGGAUUGACUGCAAACAACAAUGGUCAAAUUUGUUUCUUUAACCAGCUUUGGUUACAAACCGCCAAUGUACUUGGUACUGGUUGCGUUACAGCUACAGCUAAUUCCUCGUUCUAUUUUUCAAAUACCGCUUUAACAAUUUCAUCAAAUCAAACUUUCUAUUUGGCAGAUGGUUCUACAUCCAUUGUUGCAUUAGGAUCAGUCACACCUUUGACCUUCACAGUCAAAGGUUUUGGACAAGUUGAUGGCGUUUCCAACAAAAUCGGUUUAGCUGCUACACUUUAUAAUCCCAAGUCUGGUCAGAAUCCGUGGUUGUAUAAUGCAACCACUGAGAUUUUAACAUUAUACGUUGGUAACUACGUACAAAAUUUCAAAAUUGGUCCUGGCUACAACGAUACCAAGUUCUCAGUUGUAACAGAUAAAGCUCCAGGUUUGCCGGGUCCUGAUUUGGGUUCCGUCAUGUACAAUGGUCCAGUCCCAAACCCGGGAUUACCUGUGGAAUGUAAACCGUGCAAGUCUAUUCCGGCAAUUCCGGGAAUUGACGCGACUUCAUACACCACGACAUUGACAACAACAUCCGCGGGCUCCAUCUAUACCGACAACGCCAUUGUAGCCAUCAGCACAAAUACAAAUGGUAUAUUUACCACUUCAACUGUAACAAGAUACCCCCAACCGCCAACUUCUUUGUUUUUGUCAACAUGGACAACUAGUCAUGCAGAUGGAUCUUUGGAGACUGGAUCAGGAUUAGUAACACAAUCAGGCACUUCAUUCAGCACUUUGUUUACAAUACCACCCCCAGUACAAACCAAAUUUACGUCGACAUGGACCACGACCCACUCGGACGGAUCAGUUGAAACCGAGUCAGGCCUUGUUUCGCAGUCAGGCACUUCGUUCACCACGUUGAGCACUUUCGAACCAGCUGUUCAAACUGAGUUCACCAAGACGUGGACCACGACCCACUCGGACGGAUCAGUUGAAACCGAGUCAGGCCUUGUUUCGCAGUCAGGCACUUCGUUCACCACGUUGAGCACUUUCGAACCAGCUGUUCAAACUGAGUUUACUUCCACAUGGACCACGACCCACUCAGACCGAUCAGUUGAAACCAAGUCAGGCCUUGUUUCGCAGUCAGGCACUUCGUACACCACGUUGAGCACUUUCGAACCAGCUGUUCAAACUGAGUUCACCAAGACGUGGACCACGACCCACUCAGACGGAUCAGUUGAAACCGAGUCAGGCCUUGUCUCGCAGUCAGGUACUUCGCACACCACCUUGAUAACGUAUAGGAUAUCGUCAGAGGUUAGUUUUUAUACAAGGUGGGUCAAUUCCAGUUCUAGUGAUAUCCCUUAUAGUGGAACAAUUGGAGUAUCCGAAGGGCCAUCUAACCGGAUAAGUUCGUGGCUUACAGUAUCAGCAUCGAAAGGGGGUGCUGAUCCUAGUACAUCUUCAAAUAUUAUGAGCACUGAGAGUGUAACAACUGGAGUUGUCAGCACAGAUGAUGGUGUAACUGGUAUAAAAAGUGAAUCGGUUAUUGCAAGCGUUAGAACAGUUGAGGUAUCUGCACCUGGCCCAACUUCAGGAAUGGCCACAAGUAAUGAGAGUGAUAUGAGAGGGCCACAAGAGACCGGAACUUGUUCAGGAGAUCUAGUUUCUAGUUCUAGCAUUGAUUCUGAGCCCAUUGUCGGACCUGGUGUUGUGUUGUCUUUCCCAAUUGGCUCGGUUGUUGCUACUUCUGGAGAUAGUUCCCCCACUGACGUCAGCAAUUCUUGCUCUGACAUCCCUCGAACUGGUACUGUUGGUCAAACAGGAGAAGAAAACACAGGCGUUGCAUCAUUGGGAGCUGGUGCUGGUUUAUCUGCUGGUUCAGCUGUUGGUUCUGGUGGUAGUGUGGGUGUUGCAGAAUCCACAAUGAUGUCACAAACAAGAGGCUUACUCAGUGUCAACGAAGACCCUACAGCUGUUGGUAUUGUAAGUGCUACAAGAACAGGAUCAGUUACAUCUACUACAGUUGGCAGUUCUUACGCUCAUGUUACUGCUCCCACUGCUACAGCAACUACGUAUGAGGGGUCAGCAUCGACCUUGAAGAUAUCGUCAAUCACAAGUUUGCUUUUAUUGCUCAUUUUUUCAUUGCUUAGACCCUGA